Molecule: messenger RNA, 1681 nt
Organism: Choloepus didactylus (southern two-toed sloth)
Lineage: Eukaryota; Metazoa; Chordata; Mammalia; Pilosa; Megalonychidae
Product: translation initiation factor IF-2-like
Exons: 2
Coding region: 491-1249 (252 amino acids)
Source: RefSeq, a predicted model, not a curated record
GGUGCCUAACCACACCAUCCCCGUGUGCCGGGGCCUCGGGCACAGCAGGGAGGUGCUGUGCGCAGUGGCCCCCACAGCUCUCCCCAGCAGCCCUCGCUGCGCCGGGCGACCCGGGGCGCUGGUCACCUGACUGCGUUAAACGUGGCUUAAUUUCACUACAUUUUACUCCCAACAAGUGCCCAGCCAUCGCUCAUCGCAGGCGCUUUCACGCGGAGGGCUUGGCGCGGCCUCCCCGGCAAACCUUCCCGUGUUCGUUAGCCCCAUCAAGUUAGUUUGAAAGUGAUUUUCUUCCUUUGGUUGCUUGGUGCCAAGGACGUGACGAUCCAUUUCCCACAGAAGCAGGGGCUGUGGGGGGGUCCCUUUAUUAAAGAGAAAUGGGACUCUGUGACUCCCCCUGGUACGCCCUGGCCACCUGGUGCUCCCCCCUCCGUCAGGCAGGUGGAAUGUUCUGGAAGGAGCCCUGUGUCCGGCAGGUGUGACGACACUGAGGAUGGAGCUGGCAGCUGGAGAGUUUGGAUUCGGCUCACAAGGGAUCUCACAAAGCUGUCUCCCUUCCGUUGUUUCAUUUCAAACUGGCAGCAGUCCCGUUGAAGUUGUUAUUCCCAUUAUGCACAAGUGGAAAACCGAGGCACAGGCUCCAGGCCUGUUGUUGCCUCAGGAAGCUGUGGCCCUCCCUGUGAGUGUCCGAUGUCUGGACGGUGUCACCACAUCCUCUGGGUUCCACGCCCUUUGCAAGUCCCGGCACCAACUUUCCUGGCCGCCCGGAUACCUGCGCCACCCCUGCAUUGUCCCACCCUCCCUCCUGCCCCCUGGCACCCUGUGCCCCAUAGGGAAGGAGCCUGGGGGUCCGCUCUGGCCACCUCAGCCUCACGGGCCCUGUGGUGCUUCACCAGCCUCUCCGCCGCAUGGCCGGGAACUCGCACCUCUGCAGGACCCAGCUGCUGGCUGCCCGGCCAGGGCAGGCCUGACGCUCUCAGCUCUGCCUUCCCAGCACGAGGUCUCAGCUCCCCUGGCCUGGACCAGGGCCCCAGGGAAGUCACCAGGGCCAACACCCCGGGCAGUGGUGAUUGGGGAGGCCCGAGAGCCGACGGUGGGGGUGCUGCAGGGCUGCUGGGCAGGGCGGGCACCGGGUCCAGGCCAGCAGGCCAGAAGCCCCGGCCCUCCCAGCGGCCGCCUCCGUGCCCGGCCCGCACUGGGGUUCCCGCUGGAAGCUGCGAUUCAAUUAUGCGGAACAGGCGGGCUGCGGUGACACCGAGUGUCAGGAAUUAAUGUUAACACUGCUUCUGGUUCAGGCUUUCUGUGUUGAUAAAUAAUUCAUGAGGCAGUUAGCGCUCUGCGCCUGACAACAGGAGAAUAUAUUAACACACCAGCGCUGCGAAAGGUCAGCGCGGACGGGGCUGCGGGCAUCUUUUAUUCAUUUCCGCCGCGGCUCGUUAGUUAUUCUGGCCCGGCUGGGCUGCGCGGUGCUGAGGCGCCAACGAGAAGGCGGUGGCCCCAGUCGCUGCCGCCCGGGGAGGGCACCCAGCGGGCCCGGGUCAGUCUGAGCUGCCGCCUGCGAGGCCUGGUCCUGGCUGUGCACCGAGGGUGUCCGGUGUAGCUCCUGAUGGGGCUGGGGGCUGAUGCGAACGGAGGGGCUGCCGCCAGCCACCCAGGUAUUUAUUAAGCACCUACUGCAUGCCGC